ACUAGAAUCUUGAAAUUAUAUAUAGUAAAAGGAUUGUCUUGUGUAUGCACAGUUGCAUAUAGAAAAUUCACAAUACAGUUUUGGACAUUUUACGUGUAAAUUUAGAAAAGUUAACCAGCAAUGACCGACGAUUCCAAUGGGGAAUCCACGUUCGAAUUCGUUGAAAGGAAGGCGGACGAAUCCUCCGCAUCUGGAGAAAUCAUGUAUACAGAUUCUCUUAGCAGCUUAUCCUCGUCUACAUCUAUGUUAAUGCCAUUAGGUGCAUCAAUGUCUACAGGGAAUUUAUUAUCAAAUGUAGCACCACCUAGUGCAUUGCCUAGCUUUGUUUCAAACUCAGGGUCCCUGUUGUCAGACAAACCUUCCCAUAAUGUGGAACCACCUGUGCAGAAGAAACACGAGCCUAAUAAAUCAAUGUUAAAUACUAUUGUUCAAUCUAAGCCUUUACAGCAAGAAACAUAUCAAGUGGCUCCAGCCAUUACCGCUGCUCCGUCCAUACAAAAUGUACAAACCGUAGCGCAAACAGAGAGCCCAAUACAGGAUUUGGGAAUGGUUGGAGGUGGUUUACUAUCAUGGGUUAAAGAGACAGUAGUGAACAGUAAUGUUUUAAGCAAAGUUGCAGAGAAAGCAAAGAAUAGUGUUACCACCAUGAUCACAACGUUAGAUCCCCAGAUGCGUGAGUUCAUUUAUUCUGGCGGUGAUGUAGAGAUUGUGGUUGCUUCGGAUAAAGACGUGAAAAUAAGUCCUGUACGUCAGGCUUUUCAAACAGUCUUUGGAAAAGCAACAGUGAUUGGCGUGCCCGUUGAUAGUUCGGCCGUUGCUGCUCAACCAGUUGGUUUUGCCGCCGGAGUAAAAGGCGCAGAAGAGAGAAUUAAUUCCGCACGAAAUAUUCCAACCUUACCAAAAGACAUACCUAUAAUUGCUGUGGAAAAUUUUUUACUGGAAGUCGGCGAAGAUAAAUGGUACGACUUGGGAGUGAUACUCCUCAACGAUCCUAAAAACAAUGUGAACUUACAAACAUUCACUCAAAUGACGCCAGUGCCAAGUCAGAUAGUAAUAAUGGCGCAGGAUGGUACACCUGAAAAUUAUAAUCUUAAAUGGUCUGGAUUAUCGGUUACCGUUGGUAGCUUAAUGGCAAGCAAUUUACAGGUUUCUCACAAUGAAUGGCACCAUGCGCUUACGGGAGUUUCUAGAAGGGACCUUAUACUUUUAGCGGUUCAAUCGUUGGCUGGAAUUUACAAGAAUACAAUUAAUCCCGUGUAAAUUCUUAUGGAAGAUAUGUCAACGCAAUUUAUCAAUGCGUUGCGUUUUUGUAAAUACAAUUUUACUAAUUUAUAAUAUACAUAAAAAAAAUGUAUCAAGAUUCAUUUCGUAGUCCAGUAGUUCUAACACUAUUUCGAUGCAAUAUUGAAAUUUAUGAAUUUAUUUAAGUUUCAAUAAAUGU
Molecule: messenger RNA, 1441 nt
Organism: Colletes gigas
Lineage: Eukaryota; Metazoa; Arthropoda; Insecta; Hymenoptera; Colletidae
Product: protein PRRC1-like
Exons: 5
Coding region: 121-1260 (379 amino acids)
Biological process (GO): activation of protein kinase A activity
Cellular component (GO): cytoplasm
Molecular function (GO): protein kinase A regulatory subunit binding
Source: RefSeq, a predicted model, not a curated record